AUGACCAGCUACAUUGAACCAGAAGAUCUCAAGUCCAUCGUCAAGGAUUCAUCUCUUACACCCCAGAAAGACUAUGUCAUUGUCGAUGUCAGAGACCUAGACUACGAAGGUGGUCAUAUUCCAGGUGCAGUUAAUGUACCAGCUCAUGAACUGAUGGAUAAGGCAAACACAUUGGUUGAAGAAUAUAAAGAUGUUCCCUUGGUAAUUUUUCACUGUGCUUUGUCCCAAGUUAGAGGUCCCAAGUCAGCAAGGAUCUAUAAUGAGACCAAGAGUCUCUUGAAGCCUGAGUCUACUCAACAGGUCAAGAUACUUCGUGGUGGUUUUGAAGGCUGGCACGCAAAGUUUAAGCAAGAUCAGAGUUUAUUGGAAUCCUAUGAUCCUGCUGUGUGGCAGUGGGCUACCUAA
This is a messenger RNA of Phycomyces blakesleeanus NRRL 1555(-), 405 nucleotides long. RefSeq lists its product as hypothetical. Lineage: Eukaryota; Fungi; Mucoromycota; Mucoromycetes; Mucorales; Phycomycetaceae. Bases 1 to 405 code for a protein of 134 amino acids. The record is from RefSeq and is a predicted model, not a curated record. The transcript is spliced from 4 exons. Gene Ontology annotation, cellular component: cytoplasm; nucleus. Gene Ontology annotation, molecular function: thiosulfate-cyanide sulfurtransferase activity; protein tyrosine phosphatase activity.